This is a messenger RNA of Peronospora belbahrii, 903 nucleotides long. The record is from the annotation of a GenBank genome assembly. Lineage: Eukaryota; Oomycota; Peronosporomycetes; Peronosporales; Peronosporaceae.
AUGACGCUGUAUCAAUCACCACUUGUUCAAGGCUUCCGAUUCGUCAUAUGGCCCUUCUCACGGUCUUAUUAUUGGACUAGAUGCUUGCAAACUUCUUCUGCUACUGCAUCUCUAUCUACAGUCCUCAGUGCAUCUUCAAAACACAAAGCAAAGACUCGUAAGAAACAGUCACGUUUAAUUACGCUGCCUGUAUUUUGGCCAAUCAAAGGUGUCUCUGAACCUCCUCAAUUACGUCCCCAUGAGAUAGACAUUGUAAACCGUCUGUUUAAAGUAGACAGUACAUUGAUCACGACAACGUCGGAUCCGACCGACCUUCCAGAGUGGAACGUUCCGGAAAUCGCCUUUGCCGGUCGUUCAAAUGCUGGCAAAUCGUCCCUGAUUAACGCUUUGACCGGUCAGAGGACACUUGUGAAGACAUCAAAGACACCUGGACGGACACAGCAAUUGCAUUUUCUCAGUGUAGGGGGUAAAAAAGGUAGUUUGCCAAUCUUGUCGCUUGUGGACAUGCCCGGCUUUGGUUUUGCGACGGCCCCCAAAAAAGUGGUGGACGAAUGGCACACGCUUGUAGGUGGCUAUGUGGACAACCGGCGUGGUAACAACCUGAAGACGACAAUGCUACUAAUUGACGCACGACGAGGUUUGGGUCCGGCUGAUCAUGACUUUAUGGAUUUCCUGCACGACCUGGGGGCGCUGUAUCAGGUGGUGUUUACCAAGGUGGAUACAGUCAACCGAACAGAACUCGAGAAACAGAUUGAAAAGGCAAGAGAUGUGGCACUGAAUGCAAAGCGAAUGAGUAUGAACCCGGUUAUCCAAGUGACGAGUGUGAAAGAACGAUUUGGUAUCAAGGAGUUGCAGCGUCAACUUGUGAGCAUGACAGGGCUGCUAGCAAAUCAGCGUCUAUAA